Messenger RNA from Psilocybe cubensis, 1692 nucleotides. RefSeq lists its product as uncharacterized. Gene Ontology annotation, biological process: ribosomal large subunit export from nucleus. Bases 1 to 1692 code for a protein of 563 amino acids. Gene Ontology annotation, cellular component: cytoplasm; nucleus. The transcript is spliced from 6 exons. NCBI's taxonomy places the organism in Eukaryota, Fungi, Basidiomycota, Agaricomycetes, Agaricales, Agrocybaceae. Gene Ontology annotation, molecular function: ribosomal large subunit binding. The record is from RefSeq and is a predicted model, not a curated record.
AUGGAAUUUGUGGCAGGCCCUGCUGUGCAUCGUGUGCUGUGUGCUGAUUGCGGAACACCCAUCGUGCCAAAUUCUGCCAAUCUCUGCGUUUCUUGCCUGAGGAAUACUGUCGAUAUUACGGAAGGAAUCCCUAAACAAGCUGCUGUAUCUUUCUGUCGAAACUGCGAACGAUUCUUGGCUCCACCUUCAUCAUGGACACUUGCAAAACCGGAAUCUGCAGAACUUCUCUCGAUCUGUCUUAAAAAGUUGAAGGGAUUGAACAAAGUACGGUUAACGGAGGCACACUUCAUCUGGACAGAACCUCACUCGAAGCGACUACGAGUAUCUAUGACGGUACAAAAAGAGGUAUUGACGAAUACCAUCCUUGAGCAAACAUUCGAAAUCGAAUAUCUAGUACAGCAUGGCCAGUGCCCCGACUGUGCUAAGCUUGCGGCCAAAAACACAUGGAAGGCACUCGUGCAAGUACGACAAAAGGUUCCCCACAAGCGUACUUUCCUCUACCUAGAACAACUCAUUCUUAAGCACAACGCACAAAAAGAUACCAUUUCGAUCAAGGAGGUCAGGGAUGGACUGGACUUUUUCUACAGCUCCAAAAGCCAUGCACUGAAGAUGGUUGAAUUUUUGGCCAGUGUAGCACCUAUCAAAUCAAAAGCAUCUGAGCAACUGCUAUCCUCAGACGUUCACAGCAGUACCGCAAACUUCAAAUAUACCUACUCUGUCGAGAUCGUUCCUAUAUGCAAAGACGACCUUGUCUGCAUGCCUCUGAAGCAGGCACGGACAUUCAGUAACAUCAAUCCUUUGACUGUCUGCAUCCGCGUUGGGAACUCUUUACAACUCCUAGACCCACAAACCCUCCAAACAUGCGAGAUCCCUUCCCAGAUAUACUGGAGAGCACCUUUUGACUCUUUAGCCUCUGUUACCGACCUCAAAGAAUUCACCAUCCUUGACAUCGACCCCGAUCACUCUCGCCAAAAGGGUAAAUUCCUCAUGGCAGACGCACAAGUCGCCCUUGCAGGCGCGUUCCAUUCCUCUGGAAAACAGGCUGAUGAUGAGGAUAGCAUGGACUUUGAAUCCUCUGGUCUGACAACACAGGUCUUCCACACGCGCACACAUCUCGGCGCGAUCCUUCAGCCAGGAGACACCGCGCUAGGCUACUUCCUCACCAAUGCCAACUUCAACUCCGAUAACUUUGCUUCCUUGCCUGUGUCACGGAUUCCGGACAUUAUUCUCGUGAAGAAGACGUACCCGAACAGGCGGAAGAAGAGCAAGGUCAGGAACUGGAAGCUGCGCAGUAUCGCGAAGGAAGCGGGCGAGGAGGGCGAGACGAGCAAUGCUCGCGGUGCCAUCGGUCGCAUGGGUGGCCGCGACCUCAAGAAGGUCGAGCAGGACUACGAGAUCUUCCUGCGAGAUUUAGAGGAAGACCCCGAGCUCCGGUCGGGUAUCAACUUGUAUAAGGCGCCUGAAGUCACGAUGUCUGCGCCUGAGGGUGAACGCAAGCCGAGGAAGAGGGCGCAGUUCGCGAUGGACGUUGAUGAGGCUCCAGCGGAAGUUAUUCCAGCGAACACUACUGAAGAGGACGACGACGAAGAGGAACCCGAUUUCCCUGAUGUGAAACUAGAUGAGCUGUUGGAGGGCUUCGAUGAAAUGACUCUCGGAGCCGGAGAAGAUGAAGCUGAGGAGGAACAAUCAUGA